CAAUUGGCGGGGUUUCUCCUCUGAUCUCUGGGAUGGCACAGAGGUAGUGGAAAUCUAACCCGGCUGCGGCUAAGCCAAGCGCACGGCCCAGGGGCCAGCAGUAGGGACGGCAGACGUGGACCCAAAGUCUCAGUUUCAGGGUGGCCACAGAGCUCCCCAGGAUGGAGUUCGAGAACAGAGAGGAGCAGGUUUUGCACGAACACCUUUUCAGGCAUUUCAAAGAAAACAAGGUGGAGAUUGCGAGUGCAAUAACCAAGCUGUUUCCUUUCCUCAUGAGCCUCCGAGACCGCGCCUUCAUCUCCGAGCAGAUGUUUGACCAUCUUCAAGAAGCUUGUAGAAACCUGGUCCCCGUGAACGCAGUGGUAUAUACCGUCCUCAGUGAGCUGGAGAAGACCUUCAGCCUGUCGCUUCUGAAUGAACUGUUCAGCAACACCAAUCUGACGGCCUACCCAGACUUAGUGGAGAUUUCCAGAAGCUUCCUAAAUGUUUUCCGUGAGUGCCAGGCUCUCUGGAGUUGGAGUGGAGGCGAGGCUGAAACCACAGACAGACAGCAUCCAGGUGCCCGGGCAGUGCCCCAGAAAUCUUCUCUACAAAUGGAUGAAGGAAGAGAAUCAGAAGACAUGCCCAGGUUAUUACCUUAUGAUAGAGAAGAGCCCUGCGAUCCCCAAACUCCCCAGGAGACUCGCGGAGGAGGAGGAGGAGAACCACAGGAGGCUUUUCCUCCGCAAGCAGAGGGAGGCAACGCCUGUGUGGAUAUGCAUGGGGAAGAAGAACCACAGGAAGCCCCCUGCUCCUCCCCAGGACAUGCACCAGAGGGCAGCAACGCCUGUGUAGAUAUGCAUGGGGAAGAAGAACCACAGGAAGCCCCCUGCUCCUCCCCAGUACAUGUACCAGAGGGAAGCAAUGCCUGUGUGGAUAUAUGUGGGGAAGAGGAACCACAGGAAGCCCCCUGCUCCUCCCCAGGACAUGCACCAGAAGGUAACAGUUGCUGUUUCCAAAUGUCUGAUGAAGAAGAGGCCCAGGAAGGCUUGGGCUCACCCCCCGCGGGUGAGCCAGUAUCUGGUGAAUUAGAAGAUCGCCAAACGAAUAAAGAAGGAGAGUCAGAAGAGCUUACUUCCAACCUGCUCUGCUCUGAUGGACAAGACACAGAGCAACCAGCACAGGGAAAUAAGAAGUGUACCUGUGUCAUGUGUUUCUCAAGAGAUGUGCCAGGAGGCUCAGGAACAGGGGCGGACAGCAGCCAAGCGCAGGAUGCCACGGACACUGUGAAUAUUGGAAACCAAGCUACUUUAGGAAAACCCAAGAGCAAAAGAAGAAAAAAGAAAGGACAUAACUGGUCAAGAAUAAGAAGGAAAAGGCCACAAAACAUACUUCAAAAAGGCAACAGCACAGCUAAUGACCACAAGGCCUCCAGCAAAGAGGCAGUGACAAUGAAUCUGCCAGGCCCUGCCAGGAUCAGGGGUAGGACGAAAGUGGUAGCACCUUACCUCCGCAUUGCAGAGAGAAAGAGAGGCAGAUCUAGAAUCCACCUAACUCAGAAAGCUAGAGGCGCAUGGCAAAGAUCAAGAGGUUCAAGAAAGGUCAGAAAUGAACCUGUGGAUUUUUGUGCUCCAUUACUUCCUGUGAGCUGUGGUGAGAUGAAAGGAAUUUUAUAUAAGGAGAAAUUGAAAAAAGGAAUCUCCAUAAAGUGUAUACAGAGUGAGACUGGAGACUGGCUCACGCCCCGUGAAUUUGAAAUCAAAGGAGGCUACGCAAGAUCGAAGUACUGGAAACAGAGUGUGUACUGUGGCGGGCGGCCCCUGCUAUGGCUGCUGCAGGAAGGAUUUCUACCUCAUCCUCCAAGAAUAUAUCACAGGAAAAAAAAGACAACACCACAGACUCACAACAAUGUUGCCCCAGAUACAGCACCACAGACUCACAACAAUGUUGAACCUGAUAUGGGAAACUCGGAAGUGUGUGAGGUGUGUCGGCGUAGGGGACUGCUGUUCUGCUGUGACACUUGCUCCAGAGCCUUCCAUAGGGACUGUCACAUUCCACCAGCAAAGAUUGAGGAGAUCCCGUGGAGUUGCAUUUUCUGCAGGAUGGGCUCCUUAGACAGUCAAGAGAGUCAUCAGGAGUCUGAGAUCCUAGAGAGGCAGAUGCAGCCCGAGGAACAGUUGAAAUGUGAGUUCCUCCUCUUGAAGGUCUAUUGCUGUUCUGAGAGCUCCAUUUUUGCCAAGAAUCCACGCUAUUAUCGUAUGAGGGAGACUUGUCAAAGUCUGAAGGAACCUAUGUGGUUAGACAAAAUCAAGAAAAGGCUGAAUAAACAGGGUUACUCCCAAGUGAAGGGGUUUGUGCAGGACAUACGCCUCAUCUUUCAGAACCACAGGGCCUCAUACAAGUACCGUGAGUGUGGCCAAAUGGGAAUUAGACUGGAGACUGAAUUCGAGAAGAAUUUGAAGGGACUGUUCACUAUUCAGGAAACAAAUGAAAAUAGUUGACUGGUGCAGUAACUGCUCUUGGUGUUCUGGUGCAAUUUAUUUUUCUGGCAAGAUCCCCCACCCUCUGCUGCAGUGAACACCGUUUACUAAGUCUAGCAUCCCUGUACCAAAGAAAGCCAGCUUCAGCCGGGGUGGCACCUCCCAGCCUGAGAGCUGGUUCCCUUGCCUUAAGGUAGAACCAGGGAUACCGUGGCUACUGAUCCCACGGAACCAGGCUGAAACUAGUUUCCAGCUGACCUCACCUUUCUCGCUUUGUUAUGUUGCUUCCCUUGCUCCUCUUCUCCUUCACAAUAAACCAAUACCUUAAGAUGCUUCAUCUCAGA
This is a messenger RNA of Marmota flaviventris (yellow-bellied marmot), 2803 nucleotides long. The record is from RefSeq and is a predicted model, not a curated record. Lineage: Eukaryota; Metazoa; Chordata; Mammalia; Rodentia; Sciuridae.